Messenger RNA from Anopheles merus, 710 nucleotides. Its product is annotated as trypsin-1-like. Lineage: Eukaryota; Metazoa; Arthropoda; Insecta; Diptera; Culicidae. The record is from RefSeq and is a predicted model, not a curated record. Gene Ontology annotation, biological process: proteolysis. The transcript is spliced from 3 exons. Gene Ontology annotation, molecular function: serine-type endopeptidase activity. The coding region runs from base 166 to 672 and encodes 168 amino acids.
GUGAAGAUCGAAAGGUACAGAUUUGCUGUUAGUCUACGCGUUUACGGUUACCAUUCCUGUGGUGCCAGCAUAAUCACUCAUUCGCAUGCCUUAACUGCCGCCAAAUGUGUGUUUGAGUUUAAGGAUUAUCCUUCAUAUGUGAAUAUAUACGCAGGUAGCACAUACAUGCGGUCUGGAGGAAUUUUAAUCUCGGUGAUUAAAAUAGCCAUUCAUCCAAACUAUGACGGUUUAACUUUUUAUCCAUCCGAUUCUGAUGUGUCCGUUCUAACUGUACCAACGAAUGCCUUCCAAGGUAACUCUAAUAUAGCUCCGAUUGCCAUUCACACAUCCGAAGUACCAGCCGGUACUCGAUGCUAUGUGGUUGGAUGGGGUCAAACGAACACUAGCGCAUAUUCGGAUUCAAACGAAUUGCGUUACGCCAGCAUGAACAUAGUCUCGCAGAGUAUCUGCAUCGGAUUCUGGGUAUUUAUGCCCAAUGCGCAUAAAUUAAGCUGUAUCAGGUACUGUUAUGGAGUGGAUUUGUGCAAAGGCGAUGAAGGAACGGCGUUGGUGUGCGAUGGCAAACUUUCGGGAAUUGUCUCACGUGGCGGUUGUUCCAAUAUGCUAUCAUUAUUUACUAAUAUUGUAGUGCCUAGCAUUCGCAGUUUUAUUCGCGACCAAACUGGUAUCUAAUGAAAUUGAUCUGUAUCGAAAAUUGUAAUAAAUAAAUA